UCCCCUCUUCCCUAAAACAUAUUCUAAAAGUUGUUUGAAAGAUUGAUACACAUUCCCAGUCCAUUGCAUUUGUGAAUCAUUUUGAUAGAUUUUUUUCAGAAUGGAUGAGGCGAUUCACUCGACUCCCACAUCCAAGUUAACGUUUCAAGAUCAGAUCUAUGCGGUGAAAUUGUCGUCAUACGAGUGGUCGCAAAAUUUAAUUUGCAUUGCCUUCGGUGAGGAAAUUUCUAUUGGAGUUAUCAAAUUUCAGGACGAAGAAGAUGUUUCUGAGGACGUUAUUUACACGCCGAUUAGAACAUUUCAUCACGAUACGAGAGUUCACUCGAUCGCUUGGAGCCCAGAAACUUCAUUGAGUGUUGUGCCAAAAAUAGUGGCUUUUUGUAUUGCUGGUGCCGAUUUCAAAAUUCGUCUUUACAACAGUAAUUUAAACGACGUUAAUGUUUAUGAGGUACUUUCGGGGCACCGGGACUAUAUUAAUGAAGUAGCAUACGAAUCGGAGGGAGAAUUAGUUGCCUCAGUGUCUGAUGAUCAUACCUGUAAACUAUGGGCUGUGAAAGAAGAUCAAAAAUGCAUCUCUUCGUUUUAUUUAACAUCCCCCGGAAUGAGCGUUUGUUGGCACAAGGAAGAGUCUGGGAAGCUACUUGUUGCUGAGAAAAAUGGACUAAUUAGAAUGUACAAUGUGAGAUGUGAGCAGGCCAUUAUGUCCCUGGAUGCUGGGGUAGUUCCACUUUCGUCGGCUGAUUGGGCACCAAAUCCGUUGAAAGUUGCUUGUUUAGCAACUGGGGAAUUGCUAGUCUGGGACGUCUCGAGACCGAGUCGACCCCUUGAAACGAAAACCAUCUACGUAGAAGGAGGAAUAUCCCUGAAAUUUUCGUGUGGAAAUGAAAAUAUAAUUGCCACCAUUGGACGCCCGGACAAUGUUUUGAAGGUGAUAAAUUUACGAACAAAACAAGUGGUUCUCAGUGCAACUGUUCGGCUCUACGGAGGCAUCACUUGGCAUUAUAAACUACCCUACAUUUGUGCGGCUAGUGACAGAGAACUCCUUUUUUGGCGGAUCAAUUCUAAAUGAAAAGUUUUUUUUCAUAAAUUUUGCAAAACUAACUCAAUGGUUUUCAACUAAACUACUAUCUGUACAUACAUUUAUAUCAAUUUUUGUUACUGAUUUAGAAAAUGAAAUAAAGACAAAUGGUCUUUUUUGUGCCCAAA
Molecule: messenger RNA, 1206 nt
Organism: Diachasmimorpha longicaudata
Lineage: Eukaryota; Metazoa; Arthropoda; Insecta; Hymenoptera; Braconidae
Gene: Nup37
Product: nucleoporin Nup37
Exons: 4
Coding region: 101-1069 (322 amino acids)
Cellular component (GO): nuclear pore outer ring
Molecular function (GO): protein binding
Source: RefSeq, a predicted model, not a curated record